This is a messenger RNA of Aspergillus uvarum CBS 121591, 1362 nucleotides long. RefSeq lists its product as uncharacterized. The record is from RefSeq and is a predicted model, not a curated record. The transcript has a single exon. Bases 360 to 1172 code for a protein of 270 amino acids. Lineage: Eukaryota; Fungi; Ascomycota; Eurotiomycetes; Eurotiales; Aspergillaceae.
GAGUGGAUCGCCAACAUGGCCAGAGUCAAUCCCCAAUCAAUGCCAAACUCCCCUUACGAGGGUGCUUGCUCAACUCCUGUUCCUGCUACACGUCGUGAUUGGCAUCUUCGACAUACCGUGUUCCAAACUUUCUUGCGAUUCGCCUUUGACGGCUACUUUACGACCCUCGUUGCUCUCACCUUGCAGGGCGCCCUGCUGCUCUCUUCCGCCUUCCUCCGCAUUAUCUUUCACCCCUCGUCUCAACCGCUCGAUACCCCCACCAUUGGCUGAUCCUUCAACCCUUUUCUCUGGCUCACCCCCCCCUCCUCCACCUCGCACGAACAAUCGCACGGUCAGGGACGGGCAGCAACUACACCAAGAUGACUUCAUACUUCUCGUCGCUGACCUCCUCGUCGGCCAUCUCCAACCUGGGCACCCGGCUCAACUCCCUGAAACGGGCCAUCACGUCGGGCGACGAGCGUGACGACCCGGAUAACGAGGACUGCUCGCACAUCUCGAACGUGCUGCGCGCCUACUACACCGAAAAGGGGCGAGCGUAUCCCUCGUGGCUGCCCCCGGACCCAAAAGCCCCCGCGCCGGUGCCGGCGCGGGUCAUCGCGACCUCCCAGAUCCCACUCGGCGCUGCCGGUGGUGGCGCCCCAGCGUCAUCAGCAUAUGGACGUGGCGGUAGCGCUGCUGCUGGUGGUGGUGGUGGUGGUGGACUAGGCGACCUGUGGGGAGAUGCGGGCUCGGCCACGCCUCCCAUCUCUCAAACAUCCAGUUUGCGCCGGGGUCGCAUGACUGCUGGGGGGAACAACAACAGCAUGGGGGCACCGCUCUCGGCGACGGCUAGUGCUCCGGGAGGCCCAAUCCACCACAACAGUCUGUCCCCGACCCCGUCGACCAUGCAGCCGCACCCUCACCACCCAGCCGCCGGCGGCGGCCGUCCCCUGCCCAGUCAGCGCGCCGGAUCCUACCAGACGAUCUCGGGCCCCGUGACCGGCGGCGGCGGCGCGACGCAGCAACCGCUGGAGCGCGCAGCGUCGGCCCAGGAACGACUCCGGGCACGCUUGCAUGGGGGCCGGUCGCCCAGUCCCGGCCAGAAUCCGAGUAGUCGGCCGGGUUCACCCUACGUGGCAGGGGGAGCGGAUCCUAGCGCACGAAAACCGGUAGGGAUGCCGGGUCGACGAUAAUGGCAAGGAACCAAUGAUGACCGUGCGAGCUAAAUCCUGAUGGGGAGGGAGUAAAAGGAAUAGCCCCGGAGUCAAGGAAAAAAACGCCACGACUAGAAGGGGGGGAGGGGCACCAAUACCCGACCUGUAGGGAAAAGAUGGAGACUUGCUGGUUUUAGUCUUCGUCUUUUUCACAGAGUCGGGUGGUGCC